Melanaphis sacchari is the source of this 1893-nucleotide messenger RNA. RefSeq lists its product as uncharacterized. NCBI's taxonomy places the organism in Eukaryota, Metazoa, Arthropoda, Insecta, Hemiptera, Aphididae. The transcript is spliced from 4 exons. The record is from RefSeq and is a predicted model, not a curated record. Bases 1 to 1893 code for a protein of 630 amino acids.
AUGGAAACAGUUUUCACCGAGGGUAUUGUUGUUUGUUUAAAGACAUAUGUUCAACAAAUGAUAUUUGAAGGAAAAAUUUCUGAGGAAUGUCUUAGUAUUUUUACCAACAUUUUCGAUAUGAUUGAAAAUUCAUUUACUAAUUUUAAAACUGAACACAAACGUUUCUCUUAUUAUGCUGAACAAGGUUCAUUUAUCAAACCCGAAGAAAAGGUAGUCGGUCAAAGGUUAAACACUGUUAUGAAAAGUGGUAUCUCAUUUUUAAAACCUUUCAAUUGCACUGAACAAUUUAUUCCACUUAGAAUUGUGUUAAAAAAAUUUUUUUCGCUUGAAAACAUAUUAACUGAAACACUAGAUUAUAUGUGUAGUUUAAAAAAUGAAAGUGGGAUUUUAAGUAAUUUUAUACAGGGCACCUACUGGAAAAGUAGAAUGAAGAAACAUGAAGGACGAUUCGUGCUCCCACUUUUCAUGUUCUUUGAUGAUUAUGAAAGUGGAAAUGUUCUUGGUAGCCAUUCGGAUAUUCCAUCUUUCACAGGCAAUUUAUAUUUUGAGUUGGGACUUAUUUUGGGGGAUAACCUUGGGAUACAUUCAAUCACUGGUUUUGUGGAAAGCUUUUCCUCUAAUUUUUGUUGUAGAAUUUGUACCAUGGGAAAAUCAGAUAUAAAAGUUAAAUGUUAUGAAGACAAAUCUCUUUUGAGAAGUAACGAACAGUAUUUUAAUGAUUUAAAAAAAAAUGAUUUGUCUGCAACAGGAUUAAAAGAAGAAUGUAUUUGGUUCAAUGUUACAGAUUUCAGUUUAUUUGAUCAAGUGGGUGUAGACUUAUUAAAUGACAGGAUAUUUGCUUUUGAUUAUGGACCAGAAAACAAUAAACCAUGCAUGAUUUCUAUGGAUCAUAUAAAUGUAGGGAAAAUGAAACAAUCAGCAUCUGAAAUGUUAUCUUUCAUUAGGUAUUUUGGCUUGCUUAUUGGUGAUUUUGUGCCAACAGGAGAGCCAAUUUGGGACCUUUAUUUAACUCUGCGCAGAGUUUUAGAUAUUACAUUAUCAACAUCACACGAAGUAAAUAAUUGUAUGUUAUUAGAGACUGCCGUAGGAGAAAUGAAUGAACUUUAUUUAAAGUUAAGUAAAAAUGUGCUUAAACCAAAAUUUCAUUUUCUUACUCAUUAUCCCACUAUAAUAAAAAAACAUGGUCCUGUUGUUCACUUAUGGUCAAUGCGUUACGAAGCAAAACAUAGAAUUUCCAAAAUUUCUGCAAGAUCCUCUUUUAACAGACGUAACAUUUGCAUGAGUUUGGCUAUAAAGCACCAAUUACAGUUAAAAGAAGUAUUUAAUAAGGGCAAAUUAUGUAGCACAAUUAAUGUUGGAUCUAGGAAAAUAUUAAAUUCUUUAAAACUUGGUAAAAUUAAAACUGAACUUAAUCUUAGUAAUGACGAAUCAUUAGUUCGUUGUACCGGCACCGGGAACGAGGAGUCCUGGGGACCCGUCUAUAAAUGGCUAAAGUCUGGGGGAACACGGCCCUCGGAGAAAUUACCAGUGUCCAUCAGAAAAAUGGACGGAACAUUUACGUGUUCGCUUAGGGAGACCGGCGAGAGACUUCUCGAGCAACUGGUCCCUCAGGAUAGCGACGCAACGGAGACCGCAGGACAGGCGGAAAUCCAUAGAGAGACCGGUGUUUAUGUGGGCAGAUUCGAGUCGGCAUUACCUGUGCUUAGUCCGACGUUCGACCCGGUUGAACCGUGCACGGUCGAUGAGGUAAGAGAUGCCAUACGGCGGAUGAUAACAUGCAAGGCCCCGGGCCUGGACGGGAUCAUGGCAGGAAUCUUGAGGCAAGCGUGGCCCGUCCUUAAAAACCAAAUUACGUUUGCGUUGAAUACCUCACUGGCUACGAGGACAUUCUAA